AUGGCUCUAGACACGCGUAACAUAAUCCUACUAGUACUAGCUCUUCUCCUCAUCUCCAUCCUCUCUCGAAAAUUCAUCACCUACCUUACCUACCGCCACGCUUCUAACCAUCAAAACUACAAACCCGCACCCAAAAUCCCACAAUGGGACCGUCUAAUCGGAUACAGUCUCUUCAAAGAAUCCACUCAAGCAGUAUCAACCAACUCCGUUCUCCAACUAAUGACCACCCGCUUCCAAGAGUACGGAACCACCUUCAGCGGUGUUCUCAUGGGACAGUCAUUUAUCAUGACCAUCGAGCCGGAGAAUAUCAAGGCGGUGCUUGCGACGAACUUUAGGGAUUUCGGGAUCAGAGGGCGGUUGGAAAGUUUUGGUCCUUUGCUUGGAAAUGGGAUCUUUACGACUGAUGGGGUACAAUGGGAACAUUCUAGAGUAAGCACCUAUAUAAGGUGUUCUUGGAAUAGUGGGGCUAAUAUAUAACAUGUAGGCUUUGAUCCGUCCAGCUUUCGUGAAGGCACAGGUUGCGGAUUUAGGUCUUUAUGAGACGCAUUUUCAAGAUUUACUUUCGCUUCUUCCAACAGAUGGGAGUACCGUCGAUUUACAACCUUUGUUCUUCAGACUAACUCUUGAUAGUGCCACGGUAUAUGCUAAUAUCUAUGAUGUUGCACCAGUACAAUGCUACUAACACCAAAUUAGGAAUCCCUCUUCGGCAGCUCAGUAAACUCCCUCCAGAAUUCCGAGGGUCCAGAAAAAGACUUCGCAAUCGCAAUCGAUUACGCACUCUCCCAAAUCCCACAACGCUAUCGCCGAGGGGCUUUGACCCGUUUCCUACCAGACAGGAAGUUCCAUCAAGCCUGCAAAACUGUCCAUACAUACACAGAUCAAUUUGUGCAGUCUGCUCUAGCAGCCAAGGCCAGCAAGGAAAAACAAAAUGUCGAAGAAGGAGGGCAGAGAUAUACACUACUUCACGAACUCGCGAAAGCAACGAGUGAUCCGAUUCAAUUGCGUGACGAGUUAUUGAAUAUGUUGAUUGCAGGCCGCGACACAACUGCCAGCCUCCUCAGCAAUUUGUUCUUUGUGCUUGCCAGGAGACCGGAUGUUUGGCAGAGGUUGAGGGGGGAGGUAGGUGAGUUGGGUGGACUGAAGCCAGAUUAUGAGGCGUUGCGACGGAUGAAGUAUUUGAGGAAUGUACUAAAUGAAGGUAUGCAUUCACAAUGGACUGCUGAAUACAUUUUCUAAUACAAACAAACACCCUAGCUCUCCGCUUAUACCCAGUCGUUCCAGCGAACAGUCGUUUCGCCAUCCGCAACACAACUCUCCCACGCGGUGGCGGCUCCGAUGGCUCAUCUCCAAUCUUCAUCGCUAAAGGACAGAUCGUAGCCUAUUCAGUCUUCGAUAUGCAUCGCAGAAACGACAUUUACGGUCUCAACGCUGAGGAGUUCGAUCCCGAUCGCUGGAAUGAUUUGAGACCUGGUUGGGCUUAUAUCCCGUUCAAUGGUGGGCCUAGAAUAUGUCUCGGCCAGCAGUUUGCGCUAACGGAAAUUGGAUAUGUGACGGUGAGAUUUGUGCAAAGUUUUAGAGAGAUUGAGGCGAAAAGGGAGAGGGAAUGGGUGGAGAGAUUGGGUGUUACGUUGAGUAGUUUUGAUGGUGUGAAAGUUGGACUAAAUAAAUAA
Messenger RNA from Hymenoscyphus albidus, 1670 nucleotides. The record is from the annotation of a GenBank genome assembly. NCBI's taxonomy places the organism in Eukaryota, Fungi, Ascomycota, Leotiomycetes, Helotiales, Helotiaceae.